UCUCAGUUUCCAAAGCUAAAGGAUCCCAGACAGGAGAGUCAACCUGUAAGGAACCAGAAUUCCUAGCAGUUCCACCUCUGACAGAGCUCAGUCACCAUGGAUGCAAGUGAAUACCGGAGGAGAGGGAAAGAGAUGGUGGAUUAUGUGGCUGACUACUUGGAAGGCAUCGAGGGGCGCCCCGUCUACCCUAAUGUGGAGCCUGGCUACCUGCGGCCCCUGAUCCCUACUGAGGCUCCCCAGGAGCCAGAAGCAUUUGAGGACGUUAUCAAUGACCUUGAAAAGAUAAUCAUGCCAGGGGUGACCCACUGGCACAGCCCCUAUUUCUUCGCCUACUUCCCCACGGCCAGCUCAUACCCAUCCUUGAUCGCAGACAUGCUGUGUGGAGCCAUCGGCUGCAUAGGCUUCUCUUGGGCAGCGAGUCCAGCAUGCACAGAACUGGAGACAGUGAUGAUGGACUGGCUUGGAAAGAUGCUGCAGCUGCCAGAGGAGUUUUUGGCUGGAACAGCUGGAGAAGGGGGAGGAGUGAUCCAGGGGAGUGCCAGUGAAGCCACCCUGGUUGCCCUGCUGGCUGCUCGGACAAAAGUGACCCGGAGGCUCCAGGCAGCAUCUCCAGAGUUGACGCAGGCCGCCAUCAUGGAAAAGCUGGUAGCCUACUUCUCYGAUCAGGCACACUCCUCUGUGGAAAGAGCUGGAUUAAUUGGUGGAGUGCAAAUGAAAGCAAUCCCUUCUGAUGGCAAAUUUGCCAUGCGUGCUUCUGCCCUGCAGGAGGCCCUGGAACAAGACAAGGCAGCUGGCCUGAUUCCAUUCUUAGUGGUUGCUACACUGGGGACCACGUCUUGCUGCUCUUUUGACAAUCUCUUAGAAGUGGGCCCUAUCUGCAAGAAGGAGGACAUGUGGCUGCACAUUGAUUCUGCAUACGCAGGCAGUGCCUUCAUCUGCCCUGAGUUCCGGCAUCUUCUGAACGGAGUGGAGUUUGCAGAUUCAUUUAAUUUUAAUCCCCACAAGUGGCUUUUGGUGAAUUUUGACUGCUCCGCCAUGUGGGUGAAAAAGAGAACAGACUUAACAGGAGCCUUUAAAUUGGACCCUGUGUACUUGAAGCACAGCCAUCAGGAUUCAGGGCUUAUCACUGACUACAGGCACUGGCAGAUCCCACUGGGUCGAAGAUUCCGCUCUUUGAAAUUGUGGUUUGUCUUUAGAAUGCUUGGAGUCAAAGGACUGCAGGCUCAUAUCCGMAAGCACGUCCAGCUGGCUCWUAUGUUUGAGUCUUUGGUGCUCCAGGAUUCCCGCUUUGAGAUCUGUGCAGAAGUCACUAUGGGGCUAGUCUGCUUCCGGMUAAAGGGUUCCAACCAACUGAACGAAGCUCUUCUGCAAAGAAUAAACAAUGCCAGAAAAAUCCACUUGGUUCCGUGUCACCUCCGAGACAAGUUCGUGCUGCGUUUUGCCAUCUGCUCUCGCAUGGUGGAAUCUGCCCACGUGCAAUUCGCCUGGGAGCACAUCAGAGAGCUGGGGGAAGAGGUGCUGAGAGCAGAGAAGGAGUGAAAGUGGAGCCUGCUGCAGAGAUGAAAAGUUGAAAGGACAUAUAUCUGAAAACUGAAAUAAGAAGAAAAUAAAUAUCAUCCUGAUUCUGUGGAACUGAGUCUGUAUGUGACCUCCCAUGUCUGCUCCAAAGUUAACCAGACACCUGUCAUUAUGUCUUUUAACAUUAAUCAAAGUUAAUCAGACCUGUCAUAGCGUCUCAUCAGUGAAGAAAUAUUUACUAUAUGGAAAGUUUAUCUCAGUGACUACAGUUUUCAUUUCUUUUUUAACUAUGAUUUUUYGUGAUUAAAAAUCAUAAGUUUUCAUGCUUUUGAAUCAAUCAGU
Urocitellus parryii (Arctic ground squirrel) is the source of this 1860-nucleotide messenger RNA. RefSeq names its product dopa decarboxylase (gene Ddc). The record is from RefSeq and is a predicted model, not a curated record. Gene Ontology annotation, molecular function: pyridoxal phosphate binding; aromatic-L-amino-acid decarboxylase activity. Gene Ontology annotation, biological process: carboxylic acid metabolic process; amino acid metabolic process; catecholamine metabolic process. Gene Ontology annotation, cellular component: cytoplasm. NCBI's taxonomy places the organism in Eukaryota, Metazoa, Chordata, Mammalia, Rodentia, Sciuridae.